This is a messenger RNA of Crotalus tigris (Tiger rattlesnake), 1887 nucleotides long. RefSeq lists its product as uncharacterized. The transcript has 3 exons. The record is from RefSeq and is a predicted model, not a curated record. The annotation marks the transcript as partial. NCBI's taxonomy places the organism in Eukaryota, Metazoa, Chordata, Lepidosauria, Squamata, Viperidae.
AUAGGACUCGAUUGGUUUGAGGCCCUGGGGAUACACGUCACAGGACUCAAUAGCUUACAAACACUCGACCUACAGGAAGUCUGCAAAGAAUUUGCAGAUGUUUUCAGCCCCCAGCUGGGCACAUUCAAAGGACCACCUGUGUCCUUAAAGCUAGACCCCACUGUCACUCCCAUUAGGAUUAAAGCAAGAAGGGUCCCUUUUGCUUUAAAAAGUAAGAUUGACACUGAACUAGACAAACUAAUCCAACAGGGAAUCCUAGAACCUGUUGAUUCCAGCCCGUGGGAGACCCCCAUUGUCACGCCUCUAAAGGCAAAUGGGGACAUUCGCAUUUGUGCUGAUUACAAAUGCACACUCAAUAAGGCAUUGCAGCAACAUGCCUAUCCUGUUCCUGUGGUCAGUCACAUCCUGGCCUCUCUCAAGGGGGGGCGUGUUUUUGCAAAGCUUGACCUAGCUCAAGCAUAUCAACAGCUGCCUGUUGAUGAUGAUGCUGCCAUAGCUCAGACCAUUGUGACCCACAGGGGUGCCUUUAAAGUAAAAAGGCUACAGUUUGGAGUGAAUGUCGCUCCUGGGAUUUUCCAAAGCGUUAUGGAAAACACACUACGAGGUAUACCAGGGGUCUGCCCCUACUUUGACGAUGUCUUGAUUGCAGGAGACUCCACACACAUUCUAGCUGAAAGGCUUAGGGCUGUCCUGUUAAGAUUCAGGAAAUCAGGCCUCAAGCUCAGAAAAGACAAAUGCCAGAUUGGGGUGCCUUCUACUGAAUUUCUGGGAUUCAAAAUUGAUGCUGCUGGGAUUCAUCCUGCUGAAUCCAAACUAACUGCUAUUUUAGAAGCACCCAGGCCAAAGUCUAAGGCCGAACUUCAGGCCUUCCUAGGCCUCCUGAAUUUCUACAAUUCUUUUCUUCCACAUAAAGCUACACAUGAGGCUUGCUUUAAAGAAGUCAAGGCCUUGCUCACUUCUAACAGUGUUCUUGCACAUUUCAACGAGUCUCUCCCUGUGUGCAUCGCUUGUGAUGCGUCCCCCUACGGGGUUGGAGCUGUCCUGAGUCACCUCAGGUCUGAUGGAACUCAGGUUCCUAUUGCAUACUACUCCAGAACACUGUCUUCUGCCGAGCGCAACUACGCUCAGAUAGACAGGGAGGCUCUGGCUGUUGUUGCUGGAAUUAAAAAAUUCCACGAUUUUCUAUAUGGCAGGCAUUUCACGGUCUUCACUGACCAUAAGCCUCUGCUGGGACUGUUUACCACAUGUAAGCAGACUCCCCACAUCAUUUCCCCUAGAAUGCUUAGGUGGUCUAUUUUCUUGUCUGCAUAUGAUUUUUCAUUACUCCACAAGCCUGGGAAAGAAAUGGGCCAUGCUGAUGGCCUCAGUAGAUUGCCUCUGCCAGUAGUAGAAGCUGACCCCGCGCCAGCUGUCAACAUUCUAUCAAUCCAAGCCUUGCCCGAGCUCCCUCUUAGUGCCAGGGAUGUUACCGCUGAAACAGGUACAGAUCACACACUUUCACGUGUCCGCUCCUGGGUCCUGUCCGGGUGGCCUGAGCACUGCCCUAGUCCUGAGUUUCAGAGUUUCUGGUCCAAAAGAAACGAACUGUCCCUUUCUCAGGGUUGUCUGCUUUGGGGAAACAGAGUUGUCAUUCCCACCUCAAUGAGGACUAGGGUCUUAGAAUCCCUCCACGAGGGUCAUCCUGGCAUUGUUCGUAUGAAGGCUCUUGCACGCAGCCACUUGUGGUGGCCUGCUUUAGAUAAAGAUAUUGAGGCUACGGUUUGGGCUCGCAAUUACGGGCCUGGUCAUACAUGGGUCCCCGCUUCUGUGUCCAGGAUCACAGGUCCUCUCUCCUACGAGGUUGCCCUGGACAACGGUCGUGUCCUGCGUCGGCACAUCGACCAACUU